Messenger RNA from Chanos chanos (milkfish), 1266 nucleotides. It is a transcript of the gene nmur3, whose product is annotated as neuromedin U receptor 3. Gene Ontology annotation, biological process: neuropeptide signaling pathway. The record is from RefSeq and is a predicted model, not a curated record. Gene Ontology annotation, molecular function: neuromedin U receptor activity. Gene Ontology annotation, cellular component: plasma membrane. The coding region runs from base 1 to 1266 and encodes 421 amino acids. Lineage: Eukaryota; Metazoa; Chordata; Actinopteri; Gonorynchiformes; Chanidae. The transcript is spliced from 2 exons.
AUGUCAUCUCUGUGCUUGAGUGACUUUCCUCCAAAUAGAACAGAGUUUGGUUAUUUCAUUUGCAACAUCUCUGGUGUCAAUAUAACACGGAACGAGAGUGGACAAUAUUUGCCUCAGACUGUCGAUGACAUUCUACUGAGAGUUCUUGGGCCAAGGAGAUCUCCCUUUUUCCUCCCGGUCACCCUCACCUACCUGCUGAUUUUCAUCACAGGAGUAGUGGGAAACAUCCUUACAUGUACAGUCAUUACCAAGCACAGGAAGAUGCGUACACCUACCAACCUUUACCUCUUCAGCCUAGCCAUAUCUGACCUACUAGUGCUGCUCUUUGGUAUGCCUCUGGAGAUCUAUGACCUGUGGCAAAACUACCCUUUCCCAUUUGGUGAAAGUGUCUGCUACUUUAAGAUAUUCCUUUUUGAAACAGUCUGUUUCGCCUCUGUCCUCAAUGUGACUGUGCUGAGUGUGGAGCGUUAUGUGGCUGUGGUUCACCCACUGAAAACCCGUUAUGUCAUUACCAACAAGCAUGCUCAGCGGGUCAUUACAGGAGUGUGGGUCAUAUCUCUGGUCUGUGCCAUUCCCAACACCUCCCUCCAUGGCCUCUACUACUUGUAUCUGCCUGAGAGGGUGCUGGAAUCAGCAACUUGCAGUCUUCUGAAGCCGCGAUGGAUCUACAACCUGGUCAUCCAGAUCACCACUAUCUUCUUCUACUUCAUUCCCAUGACCGUGAUUAGCGCUCUCUACGUGGUGAUUGGGAUACGGCUGGGCCGAGAGCAGAGAAGGCAAGGUGGCAAACUAGGGAAGAACUGCAGCUCCAACACCAGCUGGAAAAUCCAUGUGGAGGGGGGUCGAAGGAGGCAGGUCACCAAAAUGCUUUCUGUAGUGGUGCUGGUCUUUGCUGUCUGCUGGGCUCCGUUUCACAUAGACCGACUCCUGUGGAGCUUCAUCACCCAGUGGACGGACCUCAUGCAUGAUGUCUUUGAAUAUGUGCACAUCCUUUCAGGUGUUCUGUUCUACCUCAGCUCUGCUGUCAAUCCCAUCAUCUACAACCUGCUCUCCUCACGGUUCCGAGAACGCUUUCGCGAACUGAUGUGCAGUCACCUUCAGAGCAGAACCUCUUCCCACAGACCUGCUCCACCCUGCAGGAUUAAAGAGGGCCCCAUCACCCUCAUACCUAAUGGCCCCAUAAAGUCCAGUGUUUCAAGAUACUCUAAUCGCUCUGUUACCUCUAACUUUGAUUGGGAACAGGUGGAUGAGACCACCUUCAUGUGA